CGCGUGGUGUUUUCCCCAUUGGGGGUUUAGAGCCAUGGCCACCCGGCGUUUAACAGACGCGUUCUUGUUGUUGCGGAACAACGCGAUCCAAAGCCGGCAGCUGCUGGCCGAGCAAGUGAGUAGUUACGGCUCCUCCAGCCCUCUGACUUCACGUAGCAUGGCUGCUGCGGAGCUGGAUGAGCUCGCAGAUGACCGCAUGGCACUGGUGUCGGGGAUCAGUUUAGACCCUGAAGCAGCUAUCUGUGUAACUAAGAGGCUACCUCCAAAAUGGAUUGAUGGAGUGGAAGAAAUCCGGUAUGAGGUCUCCAGGAUAAAACAGAAGAUGAAAGAAUUAGCCAGUCUGCAUGACAAGCAUUUAAACAGGCCAACUCUGGAUGACAGCAGUGAAGAAGAGCACGCAAUAGAAAUAACUACCCAAGAAAUUACACAGUUGUUCCACAGAUGUCAGCGAGCAGUCCAGACGUUACACAGCAAGUCUCGAAGCUGCACAGACCAAGAGCGGCAGCUUCUGAAGAACGUUGUGUCUUGUUUAGCGCAGUCCCUUCAGGACCUGUCUACCAGCUUUAGGCACGGGCAGUCUGACUAUCUCAAACGUAUGAAGAAUCGAGAAGAAAGAUCCAAACAUUUCUUUGACACUUCAGUUCCCCUUAUGGAUGAUGGUGAGGACACAACACUAUACGAUCGGGGCUUUACAGAUGACCAGCUAGUAUUAGUGGAACAAAACACAGUGUUGGUGGAAGAACGGGAGCGAGAAAUUCGACAAAUUGUACAGUCCAUUUCUGAUCUCAAUGAAAUUUUUAGGGACUUGGGAUCCAUGAUAGUAGAACAGGGUACAGUUCUGGAUAGAAUUGACUACAAUGUUGAACAAUCAUAUGUUAAAACAGAAGAAGGGUUGAAACAGCUACAUAAGGCUGAGCAAUACCAAAAGAAGAAUCGGAAGAUGCUUGUCAUUGUCAUUUUGUUUGUAAUAGUAGUUGUCCUUAUCGUUGUUCUCAUUGCUGUCAAAUUUCGCUAGGUAGCACUCCUGUGAUGUUUUCCUUUCUCCAUGUUUGUACGUUUCGGGAGGUGGGGGUGUUGUGCUUUUCCUCCCCCCCUCCCUUUUUUUGGUUUGUUUUGUUGCUGAUAUGAGCGGUUGAGCCUCUCACUCUGGAAAGCUGCCUUUUGAAUGAAUGUAGAAGCCCUAGUGGUGCACAGUCUGUGCAAUGUUUCUGGGGGGGACGGGACAAAACCCCUUUCUGUUUUACAUGCUAAAUGACUGCGCAGGUAGUGGUUUGCAAAAAUGUGGGCAAAAAAUAUUGGGAAUUUUGAGAAAUGCUCCCAAACUAGGCAUCUGGUUAUUUAUCCAAGAUAUAGAACACUUAAAAUGCAUCUUUAAAAUUAAGUUAUGGACUGAAAUGUUUCGGGAAAGCAUCAUAAUUUAGUUGUAUCAAGAACCCAAUAGUGUUGUUUGCCAACAUUUAUGUUACGGUUAAUCUUAGGUUUUUGUGAGCUGCCUAGGUUUCUUUUUGGACACAAUACCAAAAACUAUGGGUUGGAGGUAAAACUGCCUUAAACGUAAAAAGUGUUUGAUUUUAACUAGUUUUCCUCCAGAUUUAAGACCUGUGUAGACUAAGUGGAAGUGAAACACUUUUUAAAACAGCAGAUAAUUCAUAUCAUGUGACUUCAUACCAUUAUUAUUCCCUUGAGUGUUAUUUAGCAGUGUAAAUAUAAUGCCCCAACCAUAAUGAGUGCUACAGAAAUUUUAAAUUAUUUUCUCAGCUUCAAAUAAUCCAGAAUGUGCUUCUUCUCUCCCUGCCUUGCCCCGAACCAUGUCCUUCCCCUAAACUGAUUUAUGCACUGUUGUUGUUGUUCUACAUAUAUUAUGGAAUAUUUGAAUAUUAAGGCCACAGCUGGAAGGAAAUCUUUUGCUCUUCUUCUCCUCCUCCUCCUCUCCCCUGACCCCAAAUCUUUACCCACUAUCGUGUGAGCAUCAGUGGCGACAGCCUUCACCCCCUACUUCCAGAUACUGAAUUGGAAAAGGGAUGGUGGUUUUUCAGACAUGUAGCUUAAAUCAGAUGAAGUAAGCUAACCAAUGCCUAUAUUGGAAUCGUGAAUCUGAAUAGAAGAACUUUUGUCUUCUGUCGGGCUGUGGAAAAGCCUCAAGAGAAACGGGGGUCAACAGCUGUGAUUUAAAAUGCUGUACUACUAUGCUGGAACUCCUUGGUUCCUCUAAUGCAGCUGGCAACUCCACUGAGGGAGCAUUUUUUUAGCAGUUUUAUCUGGAUCCUAAAAGUGCUGGGCAAUUUUAGGGGCCUUUGCGUCAUUCCUUUGUUGUUGUUGUUGUUUUAAAAAGAUACCAUUCCUUUUGUGAAUAAUUUA
Messenger RNA from Lacerta agilis (Sand lizard), 2358 nucleotides. It is a transcript of the gene STX16, whose product is annotated as syntaxin 16. Bases 35 to 1015 code for a protein of 326 amino acids. The transcript is spliced from 9 exons. Gene Ontology annotation, biological process: intracellular protein transport; vesicle-mediated transport; vesicle fusion. Gene Ontology annotation, cellular component: SNARE complex; endomembrane system; membrane. NCBI's taxonomy places the organism in Eukaryota, Metazoa, Chordata, Lepidosauria, Squamata, Lacertidae. The record is from RefSeq and is a predicted model, not a curated record. Gene Ontology annotation, molecular function: SNARE binding; SNAP receptor activity.